AAUUUUGAAACAUAUUUACAAUGCAAAUUUUGAUAUUAGAUCAAUCUUUAGAAUCGCUGGCAGCGUGGUUAACCGCAGAGUUCCUUAGGAAUUCCUCGCCCUUAGCAUUGCUCUCAUCUGUUACGCGCGACACAAAUUGGAAUCCAUCAGCUUCCUUUGAAGAACACAACGGAUACAAGUGUGUAAAUACAUUGUCACUAUCAUGUGAGAAUUUCGAACAAAAUGAUGGAGAUUUUCACGGGUUUUUAGAGAGCAUUUUUGGAUUAAACCCCGAAGCAUGUGACACUUCAACCGUCAAAAGUACAAAGGCUAUAAUUGUGCAAGCACAAAAGGAUAUACUUGUUAGGCCGUUGUUAUUAAUCGUAAAUAGAAACAAUUUGGAGGUCUCCCCAAUUUUCGGAAGUGACAGUAUAUUGAGGUACUACCUAGAAAAUCAAACAUCUACGAUUAAUGGAAAUAAUAUACUUCUGAACAGUGAACAGGUUAAAAAUCAUUUCGAUUGGAAAUCCUGGUCUUCAACAUUAAGAACAGUCUGCCGAAAAAACAAUUCUGACUUAGCUAGAGGACUUCUGUCAUCUUUAAAUGCCUUUUUAACAUCAAAUAUAGAUCUUAUUUGUUACGAUAUCAUUGGUUCGGCGAUAAUUACAUUGUCCAUUCUGUGGUUUAAUGGCAAGAUUGAGGCUUUAGGAUUACGUUUAGAUAUGUUUCCUUCAAUUCCCCCUUUUAUUCACAAUGUUUUAACAAAAACAUCUUCUUUGAACAAAGCCAGGUGCUUACAUUUGUUUUACAGGUCCAUGGAAACAUCUAGAAGUCACGUGAAUGGCAAUGGCGCAUUAAAAAGUUUAUCUGACGUCUCUAGAGAUUUAAUUGGAAAGAAAUAUUAUAUCACUACUGCUCUUUCAUACACAAAUGGACCUCCUCAUAUCGGACACACGUAUGAGAUCGUUACCUCUGACAUUAUUUCACGUUUCUUUAAGGUUUUUGGUAUGGUACCAAUCCUUUUAUCAGGUACCGAUGAGCAUGGACUGAAGGUUGCCACAACAGCCGAAAGCUACGGAAUGUUUCCUAUUGAACUAGCCGAUUAUUAUUCAGCAAAGUUUCACGACAACAAUACUGACUUGCUUACAGCCACGCAUAUUUUUGUGAGAACUACGGAGCCACGUCAUUAUAAAUCAGCGCAAAAAAUUUGGCGUAUUCUUCGAGACCGUGGUGAUAUUUAUCUAGGUGAAUACAGUGGUUGGUAUAAUGUUCGUGAAGAGACAUUUCUAACGGAAGUCGAAGCCGCUGCUACUGACUAUAAAGACCCCUUAUCCGGCAAACCAUAUACUUUAAUGAAAGAAUCCAGCUAUUUCUUCCGUAUGAGCAAAUAUCAAGAUAUGUUAAUUGAAAAGCUUAGCAGUGAUCCUGCUUAUUUGCAACCAGACUCAGCAAGGGCUGAAAUUCUAAGUCGUCUUAAAAAGCCUUUGGAAGACUUAUCAGUCAGCCGUUGCAAUUUUAAAUGGGGAAUACCGGUACCAGAUGACCCUUCCCAUGUAAUGUAUGUAUGGUCCGAUGCAUUGACGGGUUAUCUGAGCGGCAUUGGUUUUGGUGACUUUGACGAUAUAUCCCAACUGAAACUCUGGCCUCCAGACUUACAGGUCAUUGGAAAAGACAUCAUAUGGUUUUUUGCUGUGAUAUGGACAUCUAUUUUGAUGUCUUUGGAGGUUCCGCUACCCAAAACCAUAUUUGCACACGGGUUCAUCACUGCUGCCGAUGGGCGGAAGAUGAGCAAAUCUCUUGGGAAUGUUGUCAACACCAAAGAAUUGCUUGAUAAGUAUGGUGUUGAUACAUUACGAUAUUAUAUGAUUCGUGACUCUGUCUUUGGAUCUGACGUCAAGUUUGACCUUUCGUCAUUGGCCGAUCUUCACAACAGCGAUCUUACGGAUACUAUAGGGAACCUCUUACACCGCAUUACUACUUUAUGCGUAAAGUUUUCUAAUGGGUGUAUUCCGCCACUAGCUUCAAAGUCAGCUCCUCGCCCAUUUUGCAUGGUAGAUGUCGCCAGGAGGACUUUAAGUCAUUUACAACGUUUUGCCCUUCAGGAUGCAUUAGUAACAGUGAUUGAGGCUUAUAGAGACACGAACAAGUAUCUCACCGAUCGUGAACCAUGGGCAAAAGGAUCCGUCGAUACACGCUUAGACACUAUACGCAACGUGCUUGAGGCGAUAUAUUUCUUAAACCACUUAAUGGAACCAGUUAUUCCAUUGGCUUCCAGUGUGGUAUUUAAAAAGUUAGGCACCGAAAAGCGAGAUCAUAUAGGAUUUUUAUCGUCUGAUUACGACAACUUGACGGAGGGAACUAAGGUUGUGGUAGGGGACAUUUUGUUCCAGAAGGUAGAGACGUCGGCGAAAAUCACAUAGGUGUUUUAAGAAAUCGGAAAGCGUUCUGCAGAGAAUUCGAGCACCAUGUUUGUUUUUGUAUUUUCCUAUAAUUCAUCGCAACAUUAGCGCCAUCGACGGACAAUGGUGGCAAAAUGCCCAAUCAUUGGUUGUUACGGAUUAUUUGAAUAAGAGGCAAAAUUGGCCAAAUGUGUUCUAACACGUACGAAAUGAUUGAACACUCGUUUGUUUUAUAACGUGUUUCAUCAUUAAUUUCUACAGCAUUUACCUCUAGUAUUAUUACAGUGCUAUGUUGCUAUGUAAUAAGAACAUGGAGCUCUUAGACUCCUUGGAGUCGUGUCUAGAUCCUAU
Messenger RNA from Babesia bovis T2Bo, 2729 nucleotides. Its product is annotated as putative methionyl-tRNA synthetase. Gene Ontology annotation, molecular function: methionine-tRNA ligase activity; ATP binding. The coding region runs from base 21 to 2399 and encodes 792 amino acids. The record is from RefSeq and is a predicted model, not a curated record. Gene Ontology annotation, biological process: methionyl-tRNA aminoacylation. The transcript is spliced from 3 exons. NCBI's taxonomy places the organism in Eukaryota, Apicomplexa, Aconoidasida, Piroplasmida, Babesiidae.